Molecule: messenger RNA, 2163 nt
Organism: Exophiala aquamarina CBS 119918
Lineage: Eukaryota; Fungi; Ascomycota; Eurotiomycetes; Chaetothyriales; Herpotrichiellaceae
Exons: 7
Coding region: 1-2163 (720 amino acids)
Biological process (GO): regulation of DNA-templated transcription
Cellular component (GO): nucleus
Molecular function (GO): DNA-binding transcription factor activity, RNA polymerase II-specific; zinc ion binding
Source: RefSeq, a predicted model, not a curated record
AUGCAGGACAUUCCAAUGAAGAUGUCGCCGACAGCUUGCGAGCAUUGUCGCUGCCAGAAGAUACGAUGCUCAAGAACUAUACCGAUAUGUUCGCGAUGUUCUCGUCGCCAGUUUCACUGCCACUAUCCUGAGCCGCCUCGUCGAAGACUUGUCGCCUCCACCAAGCAAAAUCUCGACGAGGUGAAGAACCGAAGCACUUGCGUCGAAAGUGGUACAGUCGAUGCUAGAGACGAGUACACCGUCGAAAUCACCGCCGAAAGAAGUCUCCCUUCUACGAUCUUUUCGCCUCCACAGACCGAGCAUAGUGUGAGGCACCUGGUAGAAGCUGCCAGCUUUAAUGGGAAGCCACUAGGGCGCUCUACCCCAAGGCAUGCGACGCAUGCGGUGUGCAGUCUACUUCCAGACCAUGAAGUGGGCUUGGCCAUGAUCGAGAUAUUCCUCACCCGCCACUUCCCGGCUUCGCUGAUCUUUCAACGAGAGCUGCUCAUUGAAGACUACCGGGCGGGUAAUGUUUCUGACCACGUCUUGCUAAGUAUUUUGGCGGUGGUAUCUCUCUUACUCAAAGGUCAUCCGCACAAUAGCAUCGGCGCUACUGCUUCCAUAACUCUUCGCGAUGAUCAAGGACGAUUAUGGGCUGAAGAAGCGAGCAGGCUGACUUUGUCUACCGCCGACCGACCCUCACUUGACACUAUCCGGGCCAGCGAGGUAUUAGGGUUCUAUUGGUGGGCUGUUGGGGAGACUGAAAGGUCAGCAUUCUACCUGAGUGUGACCCGUCACUCGCUACGUAUGAUGAAGAAAAGAGUGCUCUCACGCAGUAGCACUGAUCCCACUGAGUUGAAGAGUCUCCGAUGUUUUCACAGGCUGCGUCAGGCCUGUUGGAUUAAGGCCAGCUUGCAUGACGAAGCAAGAUGUUCAGAGUCUUUCCCCCUUUUCCUCACGCCGCAACAUGGAGGGAUUGAAGCGUAUCUGGAGGAGCUAAGUGCCAUCGACGAAACCCUGGCGCCAAAUGUUGAUCCAAAUGACUGGUUCACUUGGGAUGAGGUGAUGGGCCGAAAUUGCGCCUCCUUAUGUGUACGCGCGUUCGUUCUGUGGGGUGCAAUACGGGAUCUAGUUCGACAACAAUGGUACGGUGCCACUACCGGCUAUAUGACGACACUGUUCGAGCAUGACCGCAGAUUGGAGGAUUUUUACAGCAGCGUACCAACGGAAUUGAAGGCACGCAAUUCCGUGAUCAGUUGCCAGCCGGAAAGACUGCGAAGGAACAUGUUCUUCGUCAACUCGAUCUACCAUCUCUGUAUGAUCUUCCUCCAUUCGUCGGCUGUUCCAGGCCUCUCAGGCAAAGGUGCGAAGAUUCAAAUGUCUAGCACACUCAGCCAGACAUGUGCUCGAACCGCGCUCCUCAAUGCAAAUCUGUUUGCUAAAAUGGCGCGCGAGUUCUUGUGCACGGCGCCAGACUUUUCGAAAGUUCCCACUUUUAUCGGAUAUUGUGCCUUUAUCGCGGGCUCAGUACACGCCUUCAUGUUGAGUGCUGAUCCUCGCCCAUCGAGCAAUCCACACUGGGCAAGAAGCCUUGUUUCUUUGCAUCUACUUCAAGGGCUGGGGCACUACUUCCCAGUAAUCUUAGUCUUUUGGAGAGAUCUGCGGGCGCAGUUGGAGGCCAUAUCUGGUAAACAGCUGUGCAUCACAGACAACGCAAUGAGAACUAUCAUUCAUAGGACGGACUCUAAGGCCGUCGAAGAGGAGGAUGUUUCUGCCAUCAACAAGAGCCUUGCCGAGUUGGCAAAGCACAGACAAGGAGUCUCCCGGCUCCGUCCUUACGCUGUGACACCGAGUACCGACGAUUUCGAGGAUCAAGAUCAGAUGAGGCAUGGGAAAACAGUCCAGCAGGAGUAUCGGCAUCUUGUUGAAGAUCAUCCGGCGCUUUCGCAUCCGGAAACCCCUUUCGCAACAAUUCAACAUGACUUCAAUGCUGUGGAAGCGGACACGGAUCAGCGGCUCGAGACUCCAUUUAUUAAUGAUGCGUAUGGGUCCCCGACAUUGUCCUUGCCUUAUACGGCUCUGCAUCUGGAUGACGAGCAGAUGGAAGACCUGUUUUCAGAAACGCUCCAGUCCACUGCCGGUUUGACCGCGGCGGACUUGUUCGGCCUACCUGGACUGUUUUGA